GGGCCUUCAUGAAUGUCACUUUUUCGAUUUGUGGAGAAGUCGUGUGUCGACUAUCGCGUUAUGGCAUAGAAGAAAACAAUCAAGCAGCUUUUCUGAGACAUCGAUUUCGUUAAAUUAUUGAAAUUGUGACACAUACACCUUGUCAUGAUUUUCAAUCGCGGAGUGUUGGACACCAGAUACUGGCCAAAUACUGAGAGCCAUCAUUGAAGAAAUCUAAUCUAGUCGCUAUUGGAGAGUGGUAAUAAAUGGCGAAAAUCGUAGUGCUUUUGUGUGUUCUGUGAUAGUGGAUAUGGAUCGUCGGUGUUCUCAAUCGGUAAGGACACUGGUUUUCGACGAUUCGGACUCGGAUCCGCCGAAAACCGGGCAGAAAAAGGACCUUACUUCAUCUGGGGUCCCGUCGUCUUUGAAUCAGAGCGCUGAAGAUGCGAGCAGGGGGUCGCGGAGUAGCAAUCUCUUGCGUAUGCGCAGAUCGCAGCUCGGAAAGUCGGCACCGACGCUAUCCGUCCACGUGAAAGAGCCAUGCACAGCUUCGCGACGUCCCUCCCGGCUGCCGCCGCCGCCCCCACACCACAGACUUUCACUCGUGAUUGGGUCUGGCAGAUGCAGCUCCCCAGGCACCGGGCCCCUGUCCCCGGCGGAGGGCCCGCGGUGGCCCCACGUCCACCACCCGCACCCCUUGCAUCACGCCCUGCUGUCGUCCAGCGUGAAGCGGGGGAAGGAGCUUGAUGGCCGCAGGUGGUCCGUGGCGUCUCUCCCCUCCUCCGGGUAUGGAACUACUCCGGGCAGCUCGAGCUUAUCAUCGCAGUGCUCGUCCCAGGAGCGGUUGCUGGCUGUGCAGGCGCCAUGCGAGCCUCCGCCCCGGGCGCCCUGCCCCCACUGCCAACAACACCAGAACUCGUUGAAUAGUUCGCAAGGCAGCGGUAUGAACAACUGGGCGUCGCUGUCUGACAGCGGCGGCAGCGGGCACACCGCGGCGCGCGCGCCUUCCCCGCAGAGCCCCGCGCGGCGCGUGCGCAGCCGGAGUCUGAGCUCUCCGUCUCGCUCGCCGGGCGGGGCGGGCUCCAGCGGUACAGAAGGAUCCGGCAAAGAUGACGCGGUUACAGCGAUGUCGGCAUUAUUCGCCGCGAGAUUCCCCGCCGCGCAAAGGGCUAUGGACGACAAAUUAAGGGCACUUAUCGAAGAACUGACUGAAUUAGAUAAGAAGCCCGAUCGGCCGCCCAUAGAGAGAUUCGUGCAGAGACAGGUGUUGGAAAUGGCGAGGGAUUGUCUACACAAGUCAGAGUCUAAACAGGUCACCAGCAGCUACUUUUACGACAUGGCUGACAGCUUGGAUAGAUUACUAGCAGAGACGCGAGAGAAAUCCGCCGAAGCGGGUGCCAGAGUAGCACCCUUAGUGACUCGAUUAGUUUUAGCGAUGGCUCGACCGGCUCGACUGUUGGAAUGCUUAGAAUUCGAUCCGGAAAGGUUUUACAGACUUCUAGAAGCUGCUGAGGGACAAGCGAGACAAUUACAGGGUAUAACGACGGAUAUCCCGCAGUACAUAAUCCACAAGUUGGGUUUGUCGAGGGAUCCUUUGGCGGAACUACACGCGCCUCCACCGCCACCUCCGCCUCAAAAUACGUCGCCUUCCAAAAUGCGGGGUAGACAAUCUCCCCCAGGAGGUGCGGGUAGUGGAAACGCUCCUCCCUCUGAAAACGACUAUCAAGUCAUCAAGCUCAUCUCCAACGGGGCAUACGGGGCAGUCUAUCUCGUCAAACACAAGCAGACCAGGCAGAGGUAUGCGAUGAAGAAAAUCAGUAAAAACAACCUGAUACUGAGGAAUCAAGUGGAGCAAGCGUUCGCCGAAAGGGACAUAUUGAGCUUCGCCGACAACCCAUUUGUAGUGACGAUGUACUGCUCGUUCGAGACCAAGCGACAUUUAUGCCUCAUACUGGAGUUCGUUGAAGGCGGCGAUUGCGGCACUCUCCUUCGAGCCGGCCCAUUACCGGCCGACAUGGCAAGACAUUACUUCGCCGAAGCGGUGCUGGCCGUGGAAUAUCUGCAUUCCUACGGGAUCGUGCAUCGGGAUUUGAAGCCCGAUAAUUUACUCAUUACGGCGACAGGACACAUCAAACUAACGGACUUCGGGCUCAGCAAAAUGGGCUUAAUGUCACUGGCGACCAACUUGUACGAAGAAUACGCUGAUCGUGAAGCGAGGCAGUUUUCAGACAAGCAAGUGUGCGGAACCCCUGAAUACAUCGCGCCAGAAGUGAUAUUGAGACAAGGUUACGGCAAACCAGUAGACUGGUGGUCAAUGGGUAUAAUAUUGUACGAGUUUCUGGUCGGCUGCGUACCUUUCUUCGGGGAGACCCCGGAGGAACUCUUCGCUCACACAGUCAACGAUGACAUAGAGUGGCCAUCGGAAGAAGAUUUCCCUAUAGCGGUGGAGGGGCGAGCGAUAAUUACAGAGUUACUCGCGCGGAAUCCUCGUGAUAGACUCGGAACGGGGGGCACGCACCAAGUCAAGGAGCACAUAUACUUCUGCGGUCUGGACUGGAACAACCUGCUCCGUCGGAAAGCGGAGUUCAUACCACAAUUGGAGAACGACGAGGACACCAGCUAUUUUGACAGCCGGUGCGAUCGCUACAACCACAGCGAGGUAGAAACGGACGAAGCCGGCGAGCCCGCCGCCGACCCCGCCGACGAGGCCGGCCUGUUCGCGGCCUUCAGCUCCACCUCCCCCCAGUGGAGGAGGCAUUACCGGGACCACGACUCCAGGAGUACGGACAGUUGGCCGGGCACGCCGGAUAGCGCGGGCCCUCCGACCACACCUACUGCGCCCCUACAUCACCACCCCAAGUGUCCGAUGAUAGGCGGCAGUGCCUCCACGGCGGAGUCCUCCCAGACGGACUCGGACGACGUGUCCCCGGCCUGCAGGCGGCGCCCCCUGCGCCCCGCUGCAGCGCCCGCGCCCUCCCUGCUGCAGCCCGCUCUAACUGCGACCGUCACUGCGGCACCGCCGAGAAUGUGGGAGAUGUCGAAGAAAGAAGAGAGCAGAAGCAUGGACCGUCCAGAUCGGGCGGAAAAGGCGAAACCCUCAGCCCUCGUCGCCAGCAAGGCCAUGCGGCGAUCAGCCAGCACCUCUGGACUGUCUCUCGUCAUACACCCAGCGGAUGACAGCACAAUGAGUGGGGGAGCUGCGUCCCCGUGCGCGGGGAACACUUCCUCCACCAAUUCUUCAAGGGAUUCUUCCCCGUGCCGGGAUCCACCUUCGCCAUUUGCGCUGGCUAACCAUUCUUUGAUCCAGUCCUCUAAGCCGCCCAUAGUGGUUCGCCGCGGGCCGCGCGGGUUCGGCUUCACCAUCCACACGGUGCGCGUGUACUACGGCGACACCGACUACUACACAAUGCACCAUCUGGUCUCCGCUGUGAGCGAACAGGGUGCGGCGUGGGCAGCAGGUUUGCGAGCAGGAGAUCUCAUCACGCAACUCAACGGGGAAUCUGUUCAGGGGCUACUUCAUACUCAGGUCCUGAGGCUACUUUUGGCAGCGCCACAUGCGACAGUCAGAGCCACGCCGCUCGACCAAACCACUAUUCAGGCUGGCGGCAGACGUCGCACCGGGGGCGGCAGACGUGCAUCGGCUCCGCCCCGACCUCGGCCCAGAAGAAGAUGUUCCUUGUUCAGGAGGAUAUCCACCAAGAGAGCGUCGCAAGAGAUGCACCAGAUGGUAGCAAAUGUUACCGAUCCAGCUUCGCCCGGAGCUCCGCCAACGGAUAGCCCUCUGCAUUCAGCAACACACUACCAAAGACCUUCGUCCCUGCACGGGUUGAAGCACAAGCUGGUGGGCGGCGCGGGCGAGGUGCGUCGCGCGUCGCUGCAGCACAUGCCGCUGUCGCCGCUCGCGCGCACGCCCUCGCCGCAACCGCAGCCGCAGCCCGCUUCGCCUACCAGGCUCCACCCUCGUUCGGCCGAGUCCAAAUGCUCGAUCUCCCCCCUGUGCUGCGGGGGCGUGAACGUGUCAGUGGGCGUGGGUCCAGCGGUCGUGGGUGUGGUGGGAGGCGGGGGCGUGGGCGGGGCGCGGCGCGGGGUGGUGUGGAGGGCGCCCGCCCCCGCGCCGCCCACGCCGCCCCCGCCCGACAAGCAGGACGAGCCGCCCCUGCCCAGGAUAGCCGAGGAGAAGGACUCGCCCACGCAUCAUGCCAGGGCACUCACGGAGAGAACGCCGGCGAAGCAACAACAGCCUACGCCGAACAUCUUCACGUCAUCCCCCAAAACAAGUCUGGACAAGUCUGCGUUCGACGCUUCCACCUCGUUCGCGUCGCUGUCUCUCUCGGACGAGUCGUACGUCGACACGUCCGUGGACAUGUCCACGCUGGAUACGUCAAGGGAACUCAAUAUUGACGACAGUCGGACGAGUUCCGAUCUCAAAGCCCUCGUAGAAGAGAAAUCAAAGAGCUUACCACCGGAACCAAUUCCAUUCGCAGAAAAGAAAUCAAAGAGUGUACCACCGGAGCCCACAUUAUUCGCAGAAAAGAAAUCAAGGAGUGUACCACCGGAGCCCACUCUAUUCGCAGAAAAGAAAUCAAGGAGUGUACCACCGGAACCCAUUCCAUUCGCAGAAACUCCUAAAGUGAGGAAAAAGUCCGACUCCAGCGUCAAAGAAGAAGAAUCAAAAGUCAAAGAGAAGGCGAAACCGAAGGAAAAGCCCGAGCUGAAGAAACAGGACUCUGUCAAGAAGAUAGACAAGCCAGAACCGAGGGCAGAGGAGAAAGUCUUACAUGCAGAAGUGAAGGUGGAAGAAAAGAAACCAGAAAAACCAGACAAAGUAAUGGAAAGGACCGGUUCCGUAAGAAGGAGUGAAAAACAAGAGAGGGCCGACGCCAAGAAGCAAGAGAAACUGGAGAAGGCGGAGAAGAAGCAAGAACGAGCGGAAGCGAAGAGAACAGAGUCCGUCAAGAAGUUCGAAGGGCUGAGGAAGCAGGAGUCGGUCGAUACUAAUAAGUCACCGGAAGAAAGCGAGGCGCGCAGUAAGAACAGUAUGGUGAGCAAAUUGCUGGGCGUCAUGGGACGGAAGGGGAGGGACCGGGACGACGACGACCGGCCCCGGAAACAGGACAAGCCCAAGAAAAAGAACAGUAACCCGCCUCAGCAAUCCGCCAGUAAGCAGCCGGAGAUUCCCGAGAAAUGCGAGAAGCAGGAAGAAGACAAGAAAGCGAGAAAAGGACGGGGAAGAGCCUCGAGCUCCUCUUCCGGAGGUGAAAAGUAAGGGACAGAUAUAUUUCUCAGUUCCAUACUCAAAAUGAGUUUAGGAACUGAACGUUUUAUUUGAAGAUUCGAAAAGCGAAUAUUUCUAAUAAGAGUGAGGGAAUCAGUGCUAUGACACAAGUGAAAUAGCAGCAUUGACUUUUAAAUGUGAACACCAUUUUGAAUCAUAAGUCGACGACAUAAGAAUCACAUAUUUGUAUUGGUUAUAUAGUAUUGCUUUUAUUAAUUUUGGUAACUUUAUUUUUCCCGUUUUCUAAUGUUAUAUAUUAUUGUAUGUGUAUAAAAUUGAGCAUUUCGUCUUCGAAAAAAAGUAAUAAAUCUUUAUUAAUAAGUAAUUAUUAAUAACUUGGGCAAUACAAAUUAUUUGAUAAAAUUUAUUAAGAAAUAUUUGAAAGUGGAAUUGUCGUUAUAUCGAAAAAUGUGACAAAAAGUAAUUUGUAUUUAAAAACUAGUUAAUAAGGAGUAAAGAUAAAUAAAUUACGCGUGUUCAAUAAGUCGCAGUGAGAGAGCUGUAUACAAUCAUAGUGAGACGGAGUGAGUAAGAUAUAUUUUGUUCGAUGUGUAUUAUAAAAUUUAAUAAUAGAGUAGUAUGUAUGCAUUCCGUUUUGUGAACGGCGUAAACAGUAUAAUAUUGAAUUAGUAGUUCGAUAUUUAUUAAAACGAUUUAUAUAAAAACAUCCUUCUUUCUAGAGAAUACUCGACCUUAAAUUGCCGGAGUUAAAUUAAAUUUUGUUAUUAUUCAUUCGUAUUAAUGGUACAGACACCACAGGUCAAAUCUAAAGAAAAGUUUACUAGAAAAAAAUCAGCGUGGACCAGGCAGCCGACGGAACUCGAACCCGUACCCUUCGCUUAUCCGGGCAAAUGCACUGACCAUUAUGCCACCGCGGCCCUGAUGGCCGUGUCGAAUUUUCUCUAGUGUUUCUUACUGCAAGGCAGCGCCAUCUCUUCGCAUUGUAGUAAACUUUUCUUAAGAUUUAAACAUCCAGCAAAUAAAUGCUUACCAAAUAAAAAUAUAACCACAGGUCAAGUUUCCUUAAAUUAUGAAAUUUCUCUUAUUUAUUAGACUUAGAGCUUUAUAUUUAUGUUGUAAAGAUUCAUAAUGUAUUGAUAAAAUAUGUCAGUUUUUGCUAAAUUGAUUUGUGGCUCUCUGCACUUACAAUUUUUGUGUUUGCUCAGAUGCAAUAUUGCUGUUUACGCUCAUUCGCAAAUGGGAUGGUAAGUUGUUUAGGUAAAAUAAGGCUGUUUACACAAUCUUAUGUAAUUUAUCAAUUGGUGUUCGGUGUUGUCGAGUAACUUAAUAGUAUCUUGUGCGCUUGCGCAGUGUCUAAGAGCAAAAAAAAAUAACAUCAUCAACAGUGUACUACUUAUCCAUGUAAUUCCUAUGGCACUGCGUAUGCAAAUUAUAAUGUGAAAAUUAAAACAAAAUAUCGCUAUAAGCUUCCUUUAGACUGUGUAUAGCUUUAGAGAUUCGUUAGUAAGGUACAAGAUAAUAUUGUUUUGCCUCUUAAAUUUUAUUUGAAAUUAGCUUUUCAGUAUUAUAAAACAUUGAGGCGAUUGAAGUAUUUCUGUUAGUCAAUUUGAUAAUUGAGAUAUAGAGCUAUGUUUUUUUUUGUGAACGCUCUGUAGUGUUACGCGGACGAUUUGAGAGAUGAGCGUAUUUAAAUUUCGUUUUAAGUAAAUCGGAGUCUUAUAUUUUAUGCACGAAAUUAGUAUUUUUGAUAUUGUUUACGUUGUUUGAAUUUACUCAAUCGAUGGUAUUAGUAUCACAUGUUACAACUUGAGUUGUGAAAAUAAUACUUACUUAAGUAGAUUGAAUUGUGAUUCUAGAAAAAAAUCAUUUGAUUGAUAUUGGAAUUAUGUGUUAUACUUUAAACUUUUUCGUAAUCUUAAUUCUAAAACAAAGGAAAUCACUUUAAACUAUCCCUUUGCCUACCAUAUAAAUGGAAUAAAAUAAAAAAAAAAAACUAUCAAAGAAAUUGUUUUAGAUUCCUUUAUUCACGCAUAUAGUACAAUCUCUCGAAUCGUCCGCGUACUACUAUAAUACUAGCUGUUACAUUUUAAGGAAUUGUUGAGUACAUGUAUUUUUUAAGUGAGUCGUAUGUAUGAUUUUUCCAUUAAUCUCAUUUUACUAUAAGCCUUUCGGAGUUAGUAUUUUUUUUUGUGUAUAGUGGAAAAAAAUAAGAGAAUCCGUAGCCGUUAGGGUCGUAUUGUGAUAUAUUUUUAACGCUUUGUAGUUUAAGUACCUAUAUGUUUUUUAUAUACCUACCUACGUAAACACCUAGCUUUUUAUAUGUACUACGCGUUUGCGUCGAGUUGGCCGUUCCCACCACUAAACUCGGAAGAGGUUAGAAGGAUGAUCCGGCGACAUCGGUUCUCUACACUUCCACCUAAUAGAUAAUAGCCAAUCAAACGACGCGACAUCAAACAAUCGAGCCAAUCAGUGCUCUCACCUGAGAGCAAUGACGAAUCACAACCAAGUUUUGGUCAACUUAUGAACAUUUGGACAACUGGCGUGCCUGUCAUAGAGGUAUAAGAUUAGAGUAGGGGAGAUAUAGACUCUACUACAAGUGGAAGUGUCCCUCUAAUAGAAAGAGAUAGAAGAUGAAGGACCGCUAGCUUUCUCUCUAAUCGCGCAUGCGCAUUUUCAACCGCAAGCAUCUUACUAUUUCGAUGUGAUGCUUGGACCAACUCUGGACAGACGACUGCGCAUGCGUCACAAGAGAGAGAGAUAGCAAGCAGUCUCUCAUCUUCUUUCCCUUUCUAUUAGACGGACACUUUUAGAGCCGCUUUUCCCACUCUAUUCUUAUACCUCUAUGGUGCUUGUCCCACCCACAUGGCCCUUUUAACCUCUUUCUAUGUUCUGCGACUCCCAUCCUACCCGCCUCACGACCCUAUUGGUCGGCGAUGCCAUACGAAGUUCCUGUGAUUGGCCUGUGACACAUUUCGUAACGGUCAUCGACGGCCAACUCGAGGUAAACGUUUAGUAGUUUCACUGUUCUAGUUUUUCCGUUUCUUUUGUUUUUCUUGUUAUUAUUUACGGUAAAAUUUGACUAAGUACUUUGAAUCGAAUGGUUGAUGAAGUGUUUUCUUUUUAAAUAGUUUUUCGUGCUUUGAAUUUUUACGAAUAUUUUGUUUAACUGUUUGCUUGUAUAGAACUUUUUGUCUGUGAAUCUAUUUGUACCUUAUCAGAUAUCUUUCUCCUAUCCUUCGACAACUUUAGCAUGUACCGAUUCUUAUAACAUUUUUAAUAACAUAAAACUGUCGUUUAGCUAUGAAACCAAUAUAAAAACACAGUCCCAUGAAAUUUCCAUAUUUUGUAGCAGUUACAGAUUUGGAAAAAUGAUUGGUAUAUAAAUAUAUAUAUAUAUGUAUUUUUUGAAAUCAAUUUAAAACUGAUCCGAUGUUUGUGUUUAUCGCCACACUGACUCUUUCAAAUGCACUUGAAUAAUUUUAUUUCUAUCUUGCUCUUGAGAAUUAUUUGUUAACCAGUCGGUUGGAAAAGGCAUUUUUUUGACGAACCGUGCCAUAAAACGAGCCUCCAAGUACCAUCUGGCCAUAUAGAGGACACUUGAAGAAUUCGAGAAUACUUUAUUUGUAAACGAAUACAGUCCAUAAUUUGAAAAAAGUAAUUCAUCUGUUAUUCGUUAGCAGUUUGACCUUAUUAUAACUAACUAACAUUAUGAAAUAUCUGAUUUUUUGUAACGAACGAAAACAAAGUGUCGAACUCGAUUUUCGUAAUAAAUAAGUACCUAUUUUAAAAUAUUAUUUUUUAAGGAGGCUCUUGAAUUGUCUUCCCGAGGAAAGUUGACUUAAAUUUUAUUAUUUAUUUACAAAGAAAUUUACUUAAUUUUCUCUCGGUACAGUGUGAAUAUUGUUUUCUUAGUUUGGAAGCUAAAUCAGUCUGAUAGAGUCAGUUACAUUUGGAUGCUGCGGGCAAUUGGAUGAUGGGAAUUGAACUAUUAUAAAAAGAAUAAGACUUGAGCUGUUUACUUUCGGCUUUUAAAAAGAAAUGAAUAAUCUAUCUAUCUUCACGAUGAGUCUCGGGUGGGGAGGGCAGAGACUAGAUUAGACUAGAGCGCCAUAAGGCACGCUUCGUAUACAUCUUACGAUUCAAUCACGUCCAUUAAUUACUGAUUUCAUACACGCCUUCCGUAUUAGACGUUUACCCGAAUUCCAUUGGCACUCAUAUUCGGGCUACUGAGCAAGUGUAAUCGCACCAUUACUCCCUCAUAACGACCGCGGUUUGCUCGUGUCACUCCGCAUAUUUUACUUAACGCUCGCAGAUGCGAUUUCGACUGCGUUUAUUUUACUUUCAUGCUCUUUCUGACGUUCCAAAAUCUCGAUUUCAUACAUAAGCUUUGGGACCGGCACGUAUAUAGCGAUCAGUACAGUUAGCAGUAACUAAUGUUUAAUUCAAAUAGUUUGCGAGUGGGAAAUUUUUUUCGUGUUAAUGUCAAAUUUUUAAAGGAAACUUUACAGUAGCGCCACAACGGACGUAACGAGAACUAGAAAUCAGUACGCAGGGCCGUCUUUAACCUAUUGGAGGCCCUGGGCAUAUUAGGAUAAUAUGGCCCCUAUAACUUUAAUGUGGAUUAUGACUUGAAAUGGAGCGAGUUAAAUAAAAGCUAGUAAGUUUGUAUUGUAGUCAGUAAUUUAGUUUAUUUCAUCCAAAUUAUAUAAGAUUUUGGUAAUAAAUAUUGGUAUCGUUUGGUGAUCUGACAGGAACUAGGGACUUUGUAUUUGAUCUGAGGGGGCCCCUAUCGAUCGCGGGGCCCUGGGCACUUGCCCAAAGUGCCCACUGGGAAAGACGAGUCUGUCAGUGCACAUGACGUAUAUCUAGAUCGAUUCUGUACUGCUCCUUUUGGAUUAGAUUUUUACUUUCAAGAGGUUUUCGCAAUACUCUAUUCAAUCUGUUGCCUGCACCUACUUUUCUUUCUAUGUCAACGGCGUACCUUCAAUCCCUGCUCACAGCACAUCCAAGAUAUACGAUCUCAUUAGCUCAUUCACCUCCAUUCACAGUAUCACAAAAUUCACACAAGCACCGAGAUGAUUUUAACACAUUUUAGCUUGAAAUCAUUCCACAGAAAAUUAGGAUGUUUAUUUUAGCAUAACAAAAAGUAACCCUCUGAUUUAAGCAACUUUUCAAGAUGUUAUACACUGUUGAAAUAAUUUAUUUUACUGCAUGUAAAAUUACAAAUUUCAAAGAUUAGGACACUUGUCUAUUCUUGUAAGUAUGCAAGAAUGAAUAAGUGUCUUAUUUCCUUGUAACGAUUAUAAUAUUAUGUUAUUAAUAAAUAAAUGAUAGAAAUAAUUAAAUAAAAUCUAAAACGACUAAAAUAUGUAUGUAUUACACUUACACAAAUUAUAAUUAUGUAUAAAUUUUGUAAUUGAUGUUCUAGAUAAAGAAUUUUUUUCUGGUCUGAUCUUAUCUAAACUUAGUUACAUUAUAAAGUUCGUUCGACUGUAUUUUUUAAUAAAAGUUAAUAAGAAACCUUUGCAUUAAUGCAAUACUCAUUAUAAAUUAAGAAUUAUAAAUUUAGUAGAUAUUUUAUUUACGCAUGGGUACUACAGGGUAAAAGAAAUCGUUACCCUACAAUGAGAGUAAUUCUUAUUUUAUGCGAUCGCAAAUGGGCACUUUUUGAACUUCACACACGUCACAAGUAAAUUGUUUUGGGACCAUCGCUGAAUUGUUUAUAUUGUUUUGAUAAAUGAUAAUAUAUUUACUUAGCUUGGCAAUUUGCGUGAUAUUCUUCCGAAGCUGAGAGCUUAACAUGGGCGCUUAAUGAGUAAGUGAGAGAGAGGACUAUAGGCAUCUCGCUUUACUCCCUCCAUUAAGAGUUCAUGAUAGAUCUGCGCUAUUUUUUGCUUAAAUGUGAGAAUUCACAAGUGAUGUAAUUUUAAAUAUCUAAUGUAUGUCUUAAUGAGCCUUACUGUAUCAUUAAAAUACAUCUUGUCUGAAAUUCACCUGUUUAAUUAGUAGCCUGCCAUAGGAGAAUGCAGAUGUGUAAUAUUUUUUAGCGUCUAAAAUGUUGAAUGUGAUUGUUGAAUAUAGCCCUGUCUGUCUGUAGCGAUGAUCGAGGGAAUUAUUUUCUCUAGUUUGUAAUAUUACGUGUAUGAAUUGAUAUGGAUAUGGAAAUAAAGUCAUGAAUUAACCGUUCUUAAUUUUUUUGUUUUCAUUUUAAAAUAACUUUUGACGAUUCAAUGCAAUGGAAAAUUUUGGAAAUUCCUACACGAACAAAGAAAUUUAGUAACU
Messenger RNA from Chilo suppressalis (striped riceborer), 11497 nucleotides. Lineage: Eukaryota; Metazoa; Arthropoda; Insecta; Lepidoptera; Crambidae. The record is from the annotation of a GenBank genome assembly.